Messenger RNA from Medioppia subpectinata, 486 nucleotides. Lineage: Eukaryota; Metazoa; Arthropoda; Arachnida; Sarcoptiformes; Oppiidae. The record is from the annotation of a GenBank genome assembly.
AUAAGCAGUCACUUAUUGUUUUACGUAGCUUAAUAUAACAUUAUACAAAUAUAAGUUAAUUAUUUAUUUUACUUUAAAUAAAUUGCAUAAAUGUCUGAACAGAAGGAUAAGGCGGGUCUGACAAAGACCGAGAAGGAUUUUGUUCGCAAUACCUGGGAAUUGGUCAAACAGGAUGUGCCCGGUAAUGGUGCCGCACUAUUUCUCAGAUUCUUUGAUGAAAACCCGACUUACCAGGGUCUAUUUAAGGCGUUCAAAGAUGUACCAAAAGCUGAAUUGAGGGGUAAUAAGCGAUUCUUAGCUCACGUGACAAGUGUUAUGUACACCCUAUCGAUGAUUGUGGACAAUAUCGAUGAGACAGAAGUGUUGGUCGAGAUGUUGACCAAAAUGGCUGACAACCACUUAAGACACAAGACAUCGGUUGAGAUGUUUGCAAAUCUGAAGACAAUGGGCUACACAACGUUCUAUCAGAAUUUUCUGUCUAAGUAA